UGUGUUUUAACCAAAAAUUAUCAAAACAACAAACAAGUUCAAAGAAAAUAACAAUUUUUCUUGCUAUUUCUUUACUUUUAAAUUAGAAAUGAGUACUACAUGCAAGUAUUGUAAUGAACCCGAGAACAAGCAGACCCGACCUGGGUUAAUUUGCGAGAUUUGUAUAUGUUUCGUGCACUUGGAUUGUUUACGACGGGAAGGGACACCGGGGGACUUUGCCUGCGAUGUAUUCUUCGAUUACACGUGUGAAGACUGCUCUCCGUCUAAAGAAGAGGUGUUUAAGCGUAAUAAGUUCCCAUGGGUGAAUGUGCUGUUGCUGACGCUGAACCACCUCAGCAUCCACAUGCAGGGCAUCAGCAACCAUGGCUUCUUCCACUACAAGACCCACAUCUGCUUCUUCAUUGACAGAUACUGGGCCCUGCUGUUUGGGGCCAACUGCAAACAGAAAAAGAACUGGAUUGGUACAAUAGCUGGCGCCUUAUCAGUCUAUAGCAAUUUGUUCUUCCGUUCCGGCUCCAUCGCCCUCGGGGAGACAGGCUGGUGGAAACUCCUGCAUUCCUUCUCACCGGCAGUUGCAGCUCAUAUAAACCAGGAGAUGUCUCGCGACAGACCGAAAGGCCGCUCGCGCAACCAGCUGUCGCUGGACAAGGCGCUGUUUGUUGCCAAAGUCACUAUGCUGGGUUACCAGGAAUACAUAAACAACGAGCCAGAGGUGUCAAUGAAGUCUCUGGAAGGCAUCGCCAAGAAGCGACGUCGCCUCGACACCGACGAGCAGGGGCCUUCCGACGCGUCUGAGCUUUUGGACCCUGACAAAAUGCAUGGCACCCGCACUCAACUCCGUGGCAAGGAAUGGGAGCACUUCGAGGAGCCGAUGGACAGUUCCUUGAUAUACGUGACGGCCAAAGACAACUACAAUGACGUGGAGAGCAUCUUCAAAGGUUUCAGUUUCACGCCGGCCGCGGCCAUGGUGCAGCCUAGUGAUACAUCCAGUACGCUAUCGAACUGCGAAUCAUUGGGCUCCCAUACGCCCGCCGAACCGCAGUCCGAGGACGAAAAACCCGUCGACACGAAGAAACCCGACCAGAAGCCGAAGAAACCCGACGAAAAACCCGCCUUCCCCACUGAAUCGCUGUUUUCCACUCUGCCCAAUUCCGUAGACAUGCCAUGGAUAGACAAGGAAGAAGAACAAAAGGAAAAAUCGGAUCUGGUAGAAAUAACGCCGUAUGAAGAGAUCCAACUUCUGAAGAAUGUGGAGAACCUGAUACCCAAAGUGAAGCAUCCAAACAAGAAGGCCUACCUCUGCCGUUUGAAAGCGAAACUCGCUCUGAGGAGGUUGAAGAGACACCAUCAUUUACCUGUAUUUGACUUGGAUAAGUCUGUAAAAAUACUGGGCGGCUAUGUUACAGAAGACCCUAGAGUUGUCAUGAACGCUGAGCGAGUUUUGGACAGGUUCCAGAGAUCGUAUCUAAUAGACAAUCUGUGCGGUACGAUAGCGAGCACUAACUACGGCACGCUGCUUCUGUCGCGCAUCGAACCCACGCCCUUCCGCUCCGCCCACUCCGGCACAUCACUCAAGCCCUACAUCCGCAGGGACGCCACUUCCGCGCCCACUUGGCUGAGGAUCAUGGAUGAACUGCUUAGAAAAACCAACAGGCACAUACCAGACUACAGGCCGCCGCCGCGCGCUACCAUAGACUUCUCGUACGUGCGGCCGCAACACAUCGCCGCCGUCAACAACUUGUGUGCGCAAUUCUUCUGGCCCGGCAUCGACUUGUCGGAAGCCCUAGAAUACCCGGAGUUUAGUUGUGUAGUAACCUACAAGCGGGUAGUGAUAGCGUGCGCGUUCCUCGUGCCGGACAGUGGUCACAACGAGGCGUACAUCUCCUUCAUACUGGUGCGGCCUGAAUGGCGCCGGGCCAAGAUUGCCUCCUUCAUGCUGUACCACUUGCUGCAGACCUGUUCAGACAAAGAUGUGACCCUGCAUUGCUCGCCUACGAACCCUGCAAUAUUCCUCUACCAAAAGUUUGGCUUCAAAGUGGAGGAGUUGAUACAGGACUUCUAUGAAAAAUACUACGAUAUAGACUACAAAGGUUGUCGGCACGCGCUGUUGCUGCGGUUAAUACGAUGAAUAAAUUGUUGUUGUGA
Maniola jurtina (meadow brown) is the source of this 2145-nucleotide messenger RNA. RefSeq names its product cysteine-rich protein 2-binding protein (gene Atac2). NCBI's taxonomy places the organism in Eukaryota, Metazoa, Arthropoda, Insecta, Lepidoptera, Nymphalidae. Gene Ontology annotation, molecular function: acyltransferase activity, transferring groups other than amino-acyl groups. The record is from RefSeq and is a predicted model, not a curated record. The coding region runs from base 89 to 2128 and encodes 679 amino acids. The transcript is spliced from 14 exons.